AUGCCUCCAAAGAUCGACCCCACAGAGAUCAAGAUCAUCCACCUUCGAGCCACAGGUGGUGAAAUCGGUGCUUCGUCCGCGCUCGCCCCAAAGAUUGGUCCUCUCGGUCUGUCACCAAAGAAGGUCGGAGAAGACAUUGCAAAGGCAACUGGCGAUUGGAAAGGUCUCCGGGUCACCGUAAGGCUCACCAUCCAGAACCGACAAGCCGCCGUAUCAGUCGUCCCAUCCGCGUCUUCCCUGGUCAUCAAGGCACUCAAGGAGCCACCUCGUGAUCGCAAGAAGGAGAAGAACAUCAAACACUCCAAGUCUAUUCCCCUUGAUGAGAUCAUCGAGAUUGCUCGCACAAUGCGAUUUAAGUCACUGGCAAAGGAAUUGAAGGGUACCGUGAAGGAGAUUUUGGGAACGGCUUAUAGCGUUGGUUGCCAGGUAGAUGGAAGAAGCCCGAAGGAUAUCAGCGAUGAUAUCGAGAGCGGAGAGAUCGAGAGUAAGCAUCUCCCCCAGCCUUGA
Molecule: messenger RNA, 507 nt
Organism: Lachnellula hyalina
Lineage: Eukaryota; Fungi; Ascomycota; Leotiomycetes; Helotiales; Lachnaceae
Gene: rpl-12
Product: 60S ribosomal protein
Exons: 4
Coding region: 1-507 (168 amino acids)
Biological process (GO): translation
Cellular component (GO): cytosolic large ribosomal subunit; ribosome
Molecular function (GO): large ribosomal subunit rRNA binding; structural constituent of ribosome
Source: RefSeq, a predicted model, not a curated record